This is a messenger RNA of Syngnathus acus (greater pipefish), 3398 nucleotides long. Its product is annotated as centrosomal protein of 120 kDa. Bases 553 to 3264 code for a protein of 903 amino acids. The transcript is spliced from 18 exons. The record is from RefSeq and is a predicted model, not a curated record. Lineage: Eukaryota; Metazoa; Chordata; Actinopteri; Syngnathiformes; Syngnathidae. Gene Ontology annotation, cellular component: centrosome; centriole. Gene Ontology annotation, biological process: interkinetic nuclear migration; centrosome cycle; positive regulation of centriole elongation.
UUACAAUGAUUAUUAUUACUAUUAUUAUUGAAUCUGUAUUUUCAAACUUGUGGUUAAUUAAAAUGACAAAAGCAGAGUAAACUGUUAUGAAAUAAGGAAUGUAAAAUACCCAGUUAAACAAAUAAUGUGACAAAACCUAUAUGACAUAUAUAUUUUUAUUUAUUUUAAUACAAGUAUACAGCAUACUGUAAAAUAGUGAACCUAACUGGAAUGAUCUUAAAUGUGAAUAUUAAGAGGGAAUGGAUUAUUUUUUAUAUCGGUUUUUGUUAUGUUAUUAUUCAUAUUUGAAUGAUUUGAGACUGCAGUUCCACCGCCCACCAGUUGAGGCCAACCAAACCCGGAGCGCCUCUACUUUUAACUUCCGUCUCCAAAACCAAAAUGGGUGGCGCCAAAGCUUGACAACAAAGCAGCUGGUCCCUCACAACGGACCACCCGAAAAAGCUCGCUUUUCUCCCCAAAGUUCACCUUCAACGACUUUUUUUCUCUUCCGCCAACAACGUCCGGAUUUUAUAACAAGGUCUCGGGAGUGUUUUUGAUCGUCCAAAUGUCAACAUGGCUCCGAAGAGCGAGCAACUUCUCAUCGUGUUGUCCAUUCUGGAAGGGCGCGAUUUCCCCAAGUGCCCUCGGCUCAGCUUGGAGGUUCAGGCGAGCUUCGACGGCGAGCAGCUGACCACCGACCCCGUGGAGCACCUGGACCAGCCGCACUUCAGCACCGAGCUUGCCUGGGAGCUGGACCGCAAGAUGCUGCACCAGCACAGACUGCAGAGGACCCCCAUCAAGCUUCAGUGUUUCACCGUGGACUCCAGCAACAACAGCAGGGAGAACGUGGGCUACAUUGUGCUGGACCUCAGAUCCGUUCAGGAAGUCCCACAGGAUCCUCGCUGGCAUAUGCUGCUGAGCAGCAAGUACAUAAAAAAGAAGCCGUCGCUGCUCCUCAGCAUGGUGCUGGAGAAUGACGGCAAGUCCACGCCUCCACCACCGCCCUCUCCCCAAGCACCCCGAAACAAGAAGGCCCAAAGAGCGCCUCGCUCGAGCGGGCCCGUAGCCCCGCAGCCCCUCCUGGACAAGCUGGAGGCGGUCCUGGUGCCUGAGCAGGGUUACCAUCAGGUGGGACCCGACAGCGUGGCCACCGACAUGUUUGUGCUGUCCGUCACUGUGGCUUUUGUCGCCAAGUUGGAACAGUUAAUCCCCACCACACUCAAGUUGUCAUCAGAGGAUGCCGGCUUCUUCUUUUUCUACACACUGCUGGGCAACGACAUCACCAGUGAGCCCUUCCGGAACCUCCUGACGCCGGACUUCCAGCCCGAGCGCGCCUCGGUGCGCGUCCGCAGCAGCGACCGCGCCCUGCGCGCCUUCCUGUCGCAGCAACCGCCCUUGCAGAUCCACCUGUGCUGCGGCACGCACUCGCUGGGCAGCGCCGACGUGCCCCUGGCCCCGCUGGCCGGGCUCGCCGUGGACUUGGAGGAGAGGGCGGCCACAGUGGAGGGCGUGUUUGCGCUACAGCCGCCCGCCCGCGUCAGGCGCUCGCUGCCGGCGAUGCCCGCCGACUUGCAGCCUAACGUCAGCGUGGCCAUCACACUGCGUGCCAGUCCUGCAGACGUGGAGCCGCUCGCCGCAUAUCAGGCCCAGGGCGAGGGCGCCACUUCAUUGCUCGGCUGCGCCCUCAAAGCGUCCAUUCCGCCAUCGGCGCAUCGCUACUGUUUCUCUCUGGAUCUCUGCAACCUCAGACAGACCGGACUCUUACACACCAUCGCUGCCACAAUCAGGUACUCGUACGAGUUCUUCGGCAGCGCGGUGCCCGUGAUGACCAGCCACCCCGUGGAGCUGCGCAGGAACACGGACGUGUCUCUGCCGCACUCUUACUGCGCCUUCGACUUUGCCGCCGUGCCGCAGCAGCUGCAGGAUACCUUCCUCAGAAUUCCUCUGGUGUUGGAGCUGUGGCACCACGACGCCGGCAGUACCAACGAUUUCCUGAUUGGCCGAGCCUCGCUGCAGCUGUCUCGGCUGCUUGCCGCCGAGAGGAGCCGACACCCGGCCGCCGAGAGGGAGGCGCCCUGGCGCCAAAUCCACCAGGACCGAAUCCCCUUCUUCUCCACCCAGAGCUCCAACGAGAAAGCAGCAGAGUUGAGCCUGGUGGCCACACUGGACGACUUUGGGCUCGUGAACCCUAAGGACAUCCCCGUGUCGGAUUCGUGGCCGAAUGAGCCCGCGCCUCCUCUGCCAGAGAUGGCCGCCGAGCCAGCUGUGCCGCCUGCGCCCGGGGGCCCGCCGCCCCCCCGAGAUAGCGCCGAGUACCGCACGGCCCUGGAGCUAGAGCUGUGGAAGGAGACGCAGGAGGAUCUGUUCAAUGAUCAGCUCCGGAAGAAGGAGUUGACUCACAUGCAGGCGCUGGCGGAGGAGUGGAUGCGACGAGAGCGCGAGAGGGAAGCCUGCGUGAAAAAGAAGGAAAUGGAGUGCAGUCGUCUGGAGGAGCAGCUUCAGAAGACUCUGUCUGAUCUGGAGAAGAAGGAGAAGAUUCUGAGUGAAGCCGAGCUAAAGACCCAAAGGCUGCAGCGUGACCUCCAAGCCGAACACAAGCUAGAGCGGAAGGAGGCGCAGGAGACCGUCAAGAGGUUGCAGCUGGAGUGCGACCACCGGAUUGCGCUAGAGCGAGACAAAGUGCGCCUGAUGGAGGAGGAGCGAACGCGGCUCCUCAAGCAGAUCACAGACUGGGAGAACCGCUACAAGCAACUGGAGAAAGACUUUUAUACCUUCAAGGAGCAACAGAACAUCAAACCCGAAGUCCGCCUGCAGUCCGAGAUCAACAUUCUGACACUGGAGAAGGUGGAGCUGGAGAGGAAGCUGGAGUCCACCACCAAGUCCAAACUUCAUUACAAGCAGCAAUGGGGGCGCGCACUGAAGGAACUGGGUCGCUUCAAACAGCGCAAGGAGGAGAGCGAGAUUAUGCGUCUGAAGAAGCAGCAGGCCGAGUUGGACGCCAUGAGGCUGCGCUACGUGGCCGCCGAGGAGAAGGAGGUGGUACGACAAGAGCGGCAGGAAUUGGGGGACAUCAGGAACGAACUCAAUAGGUUGAAGCAGCAAGGGGAUAUAGGCCCCACCUCCUCGGGCCCAGUCCCCAGUUUGAACCACAGCGCAGAGGAACACCUGAGCCGCCUUCUGGAGGAGCGUGACACACUUCUCCGGACCGGCGUCUACGGGCACGACGACCGCAUCAUCGCCGAACUCAACCGGCAAAUCGGCGACGCCAUGGCCGACGUCAGCUGACGGCCAAUCCGCGAACAGCCAUCGUACAUCACGGCUGGAACGCUUUCGUUGCGCUCAUGGAAAGUGCCGAGCUCGGCUACCCCUUCCAAAAUGUGAAAGUAGCAUGUGAAUAAUAACCAGAGUUUUUAUUUAUU